UCCGUCAGCCUACCAGAACCAGCGACCAAGACACGUGAAGGUCAGGGAUCCACUCUAAUACUAGUAACAAAUUAAAGGUUGCAGUGAGAUUUUACAUAAUAGGAGGCAGAUUGUAGGCAAAUGGAUAGUCAAGGAGUAACUGCAGAUCCUCAGCUUCAGCAAUUUAUUGAAGUGGAAUCACAAAAACAGAGGUUUCAGCAGCUUGUACACCAGAUGACGGAGGUCUGUUGGGAGAAAUGCAUGGAAAAGCCGGGCCCAAAGCUGGACUCCCGGACAGAAACAUGCUUUGUGAAUUGUGUUGAGCGCUUUAUUGAUACAAGCCAAUUUAUCCUAAACAGACUGGAGCAGACCCAGAGGAGUCGGGGGUCUUUCUCUGAGACCAUGUCUGACUAGCCUCUACUUGGACACAGGCUAGUCAAACUGGGAGGUAGAUGGGGACCUCUGCCAGACGUUGAUCUGUGGGCACAUAUGUCGCUGUCAGUUUGUACAGCAUGAAAUGUGAUGGGUGAUGGGGAGUCGAAAAUUGCAAGACAGUAAUUCAGUGCCUCCACAGGUGCCCUUGUGCCAUUUCACCGGGAACAUUGUUCAACAUCCGUGUCACCCAUUCUCCCCUCUAAGCAGACCCUAUUGGGUGUGUUGUAAUAACAUUUAAGUUUGAGAGAAAAACAAUCAGUUACCUUUCUGAGCCUUGUCAGGGUACACUGGAUGGGGUAAUUGAAUGCAUGACAGGAACUCCAAUCACCAACAAGUGUGUUAAAGGGAUUCACUGAUGUAAUGAGGAGGACUCCAGAUAGUGCAAGGAAAAAACCUUCACUGUACUUCUGCAAGCAGCAGGGACAGUUACGACCACCAAUAAAUCAAGCCACCCGACUGUGAAAUUCGCAGUAUCAGCCAAAAAAUGAAAUUUGUUCAAAUGUAUAUUUUGAAUGAAAAACCUAUUAAAUUGUAAGCAUUUGU
Molecule: messenger RNA, 957 nt
Organism: Anguilla anguilla (European eel)
Lineage: Eukaryota; Metazoa; Chordata; Actinopteri; Anguilliformes; Anguillidae
Product: mitochondrial import inner membrane translocase subunit Tim8 A
Exons: 2
Coding region: 121-393 (90 amino acids)
Source: RefSeq, a predicted model, not a curated record